AGAGAGACGAUCUAACAAACUCAUUCAAGAAAAAUAACUUACUAUCCGACUGAACAAUGGCUUGCGAAGGAUUUGAAAUGACACUGGCUUUCGACUAUGCAUAUGACUCUGACAGUGCUGAAUAUGAUGAAAUGGACUGCUCAGAUCCACUUGCUAUGAGUGGGCGAUGUGACAUGCAUGAAGGCAUCAAUGUGGAGAUGUGGACGCAUCCUACCAACAGUUUGAAGCAGGUGGUGAACCUCAUUGUUGCUCUGAAGAGGAUGAAGCACUUCAAAAAACAGUCAUCUGACUUUGGGGAUGAUGAACUGCUCAGUAUAUUCAUGGACAAUGUGAUUGAAGAGCGGUGUGUGAGUGGGGUUCAGGAAGCGGCACAUACCAGAAGAGUACAAUCUGAAAGAACUUACAAUAAGAGCAGCCGGAUCUUGCAGUGCACUGUGUGUGAUCAGUUCCAAAAAAGUCUGGUGCGGAGUGGUGGAGCGCUUAAUUUGAAAGCUGUGACAUUGAAAGGAGGCAACACUCACCACAAAGUUCGAUUCAAUCUAUCAACGUAUGUAUCCACAAGUCUCAGUGUGACUGAUUCCCAGCCUGUGUGCCUGGAAAUUUCCAAGAGCAAUCUCUAUCUUGCUUGUACCAAGCAAAACCCAAAUGACAAUCCUACCCUGGUCUUAAAGGAGGUCACUGAUACCCUGAACACCAUCACAACUGAUGAUCCAAAUGGGCUCCUCUUCUUUAGGAAAGAGACAGGUGUCUCUGUCAAUACUUUUGAAUCGGUUAAAUAUCCCGGAUGGUUUAUAAGCACAGCCUAUGAUGAUAAUGAGGAAGUGACCGUAUGCCAGCAACAAGAUGACCGCAUCAACAGCUUCAAGCUGAAUGAUAAAGUGAUAAUCCACAGUUGAGAAUCAUAUUUGAUUCUGUAUACCCAUUUCCAGAGAGUAUGUACCAAGUACAAUGAAUAAUCUGGAUUUGUCUGUUUUAACUAUAAAUUGUAAGUUACGUAUAUACCUGUCUCUCACUGAAGAUCUGGAUUUCGAGAUAGGAAGAUCAGUUUUGAAAUGCUUGUUUUUUAAUAUAUAAAUGUGAGGAAUACAAUGUUGGCAUGGUAAAUGGUAAAUUCACAUUGAAUUCUUUGUCAGGUAUAAGUUUUUCUAUGUUACAUGUAUUAAUUUAACUAUCUAUUCAUAUUUAUUAUUUAUUUUUGAAUGAUUUAAAGUAUAAAUUCAAAUCAAAUAAAUUGUUUUUUUACACUUGAUCUUUGUAUUUGAUUUUGAAAUAAACU
Xyrauchen texanus (razorback sucker) is the source of this 1276-nucleotide messenger RNA. It is a transcript of the gene il1b, whose product is annotated as interleukin 1, beta. Lineage: Eukaryota; Metazoa; Chordata; Actinopteri; Cypriniformes; Catostomidae. Bases 57 to 896 code for a protein of 279 amino acids. The record is from RefSeq and is a predicted model, not a curated record. Gene Ontology annotation, molecular function: cytokine activity. The transcript is spliced from 7 exons. Gene Ontology annotation, biological process: immune response; macrophage chemotaxis; positive regulation of gene expression.